Messenger RNA from Paramecium tetraurelia, 3270 nucleotides. RefSeq lists its product as uncharacterized. The transcript has 2 exons. Gene Ontology annotation, cellular component: nuclear RNA-directed RNA polymerase complex. The record is from RefSeq and is a predicted model, not a curated record. Lineage: Eukaryota; Ciliophora; Oligohymenophorea; Peniculida; Parameciidae. Gene Ontology annotation, biological process: siRNA processing. Gene Ontology annotation, molecular function: RNA-directed RNA polymerase activity.
AUGUAAAUUCAUAUUAAAAUAAUUUCACAGCCUCCGAAAAGAAGUGCAUCGGAUAUUUAUUAAGAAUUGAAGAAUUGGUUAAAGAAGAACGAAAUUAAUCUAAAUAUUCAUUGCAUUAAAUUAAAGCCUGAACCUGUGGAGGAACUCUAAAAUCAGAUCAAGAAAUCUCAAUUUUGGAACUCUAAAAUUUUAAAAUCAAUCUCUGAAGAUUCUAUAGUCUAAUUUAUCUCAAAGAUUGAACCGAAACUUUAUAAUGAUUCCAAAUUCGUUCUAGGCAAGUAAUUAGAUUACUGUGAAAUGAUUGAAGAUUUAUUAGUAAAACCCUAGGAGGAUUUAUUUGGAGUUCCGAAUUGGCACCCUACAAUUAGACCAUAAAAUUUGUAAUAAGUGUCUUAAGGCAAUACACAAUGCUACAUAUAUUUUUAUGGGUAGGAUAUCCAAAAACUCAGAUUGUAUGAAGAUGAAAAAAAUCAGAAACAAAUUAGUCUUUUCGGAAAGCAAUACCUUCUUAAAGGGUAGGCACAGAGACGUGAGUUAAAAAUAAUUAAGGACAACUUUAAAUCAAUACCUGGAAUUGAGUUUUAAUUUGGAAUCUUAAGUAAGGUUUUUUAUUAGUAUUGGUCUACUGCCUAAAUCUAGAAGUACUACAAUGAGGAUACUUUUCAAGUCUAAGAUAUUAAUUUAGAACUCUAAAAUACUCAAGUUAGAGUGUAUUUUAGUUUGAUUUUGGACAGAACUAGAAAAAUUAAUUGUUUAAUCUAAUUUCAAACCAAAAAGGAUGGAAAUGUUAAAGAAGUAGAAUAUAAUAAAACAUAUUCGAAUGGAGGCAUUAUUGUUGAUAAAUCAAAAGAUGAAAAUCAAAUUAAUUUCUAUAUUAAAGUUCUUGAUACACCCAAAUGUUAUAUUCAAGAGGAUUAUGAUUAUGAUAAAUACAAAAAUCAAAAAGAUAUCAAAUUUUGGAGAUCAUAGAAUUUCGUAUAAAAUGAUAUAAGGAACAUUAUUUAAGCAGGAAUCAUAAGACAAUCAUCUUCUCUAAAGUUCACAGUGCAUCAUAGCUAAACUUAGAAUGAAAAUUUUUAUAAUUUUUGUUAAGAAAUUGAAAAUUAAGGAUACUUAGAGAAAUUUAUGGGAGAUCAACACAUUUAAAUGAAAAGAAUUUCAGAACUUAGUAAGACUGAGGAUAAAUUCAACGUUAGAAUUGGUUUAAAUUGGAUGCUGCUAUCUGCUGCCUUUGGUCGAUGCAAAAUGAUUUAACCGAACAUAAAAUUUCAAGACUUUAUAGAAUAGGUCAAAGAAUUGCCUCCUUUAGCCAUAGCAUAUUAAAUAAAGAACUUGAAAUAGAAAAAAUAAGAAAAAAAGGAUAAGGAAAUUUUCUAAUUUGACAAAUUUUUAGACAUUGUUAAAAAAAAUGGUUAAAAACAUCCUGAAGAUAUUUUAGAAGAAACUCUAUUGGCAGAUCUUACACCUACUGGAAUACUGCCUAAUUAUUCCAUAUAGGAGUGCAUUCCUUUUUAUGAUUUAGAAAGGUUUUGGAGAUAGUAAAUUAAAGGCAAAUUAUAAACUAAAUCAAAAGGACUCAUGGAGGAAAUAGUUAAGAUUAGGAUUAGAGAUGACAACUUUGAAAUCUUAAGAUAAAAGUAAUUUGAUAAACAUCAAUAAAAGCACUUUUUAUUUUCAGGCUAUUUUAGAGAACUACUGAAAGGCAAGCUGAACAUAGUAGAAAGAAAUUAUAAAUUCUUAGGUUAUGAUUGCAGAGGACUCAGAAAAGGUGAAUUUUAUGCUAUAAACUCUGAGUAUUUCGAAAACACAUAUCAAUAUAUGUUUUAGUAGUUGAUGAAAUCAUAUGAAAAUAACCAAAGAAUAGUGAAAUGUUCUUAAAUUCAGAAGAUAUUCAAUGAACAUUUAAAUCAUAUCAAUACAUCCCUUUCACUGAACGAAAUCGAAAAUAAGUUAUUAGACAAAAAAUUUGAACUAGACAUUUAAUAAGAUCAACUUUAAAAAGGGCCAUUGAUUCAAACAAAAGUUGACACUAAAUAAAUAAAUAGGAAAAAGACUUAAGAAAAUAAUUACAACUAUAAAAUACUCAUGCCUUAAGGAAAAGCAUCAAAUGAUGUAAUAAAAUUGAUGAACGAAAUAGCAUUUGAAGGGCAGAAUACAGAUUAUUGUUGUUUUAUCAUCAGGUAUUAAAAUUACAAAGGAAUGCUCACCAAAAUGGCCAAUCCUAAUAAAGAAGGUGUUAUUCGAUUGUAUGAUAAUAUGAUAGACAAAAAUUCUCCAACAAAUCAAUAUAUGGAAGGAUUAAAUUAAAAAUGUUGGGUAGAGAAGAAAAAAUUAGAUGAAAUACAAAUAUUAGGAGUGCCUGAAUUUAAACCAUGUGUGUUAAGAUUGUUUUAGAUCCUAAAUAUAAUAAGUCUUGAGGUUGAAACUAAUGAAAAGAAAGUGUUUAAGGCCUUUCGGAAAUAUUUUCAUAUGUUAAAAUAAACAGUAAGCAAGUAAAACGACCCAAAUUAAGAUCCUUUCUAUAUGAGAACCCUUAAGUAAUAUGAAAGAAAAUAGGAAUAUUUGCUACCUGUGAAGAAGGGUGCAUAUUUAAUGGGAGUCUAUGAUCCACUAUUAUAACCUGAUGAGGUUUUUAUCAAUGUGUAAUACGAAGAAGAGAAUUAAAGUUUUGUUGUUUAAGACUAAAAAAUAAUAAUUUUCAAAAAAAAUUAUUUGAUGAAGGAUGCAAUCAGUUUGUUUUAAAACACUAGUAAGGCAAAUUAGGAAUUACUGGCUUAACGUUAUAAGAAUGUGAUUGUAUUUUCAGUUCAUAUGCUUGGAGACAAGUUUCCUCAAGAUGAGUUUGAUGAUAAGUAAAAAUUUGUAGCAAUUUGGGAUUAGAAACUUAUACCUGAUAUUGCAAUUACACUUUUUGAUGGUAAAAAUUAUUGUAAAAGUUUCAAAAAUAAAAUUCAAGGAUAAAAUUCUCAAAAUCAAGCUUCAAUCGAUCAACAUUUUGAUAAAACUGAAUGGCUAUCAGGGUUAUAAACUUAGGCAAUUGAUUUCUUCUGUGUAUUCCAACAAUCUUGUAACUUUAAUGAACUUAAAACUAUUUAUACUAAAAUUAUGCUCCAAAAUCUAUUGUAUUAAAGAGAUGCGUCGUUUUAAAAGAUCUUUGAAAAAAUUACAAUCUAAUUAAAGAUUAUUAAUAUAAUAGGAAUGAAAUAUGCAAGUACUUAGGCUUAAAAGACAAAUGUAUUUAGUUUAAUUUAUCGUUUAAUAGUAUUCUGA